CUGAAUCAAUUAAAUAGGGAGAAAAGUCGUCGGCAAGGACGCGUUCAAUUGUGAUAUACGCAGCAGCCAUUGUGGCUCCUGUGUGUUUUUAAAGUCAAACAAGCAAACGCCUUAUUUAUUAUGUACCGGCACUGCACUUGUUUUCCUUCUUCAUUUCUCUCUCUAGGCUUCUAACCGAAGGAACGAAAAGAAUAGAUUAAACAACACCAUGGCUGGCCGAGAGAUUCUUCACAAGAUGAAGGUUAAGGCUUUUUGUUCAUCUGCAAUUGAUACGGGGAAGGGGAAGAGUAAAGUAUCAAAGCAUAUCACGCAUGGUUUUCACUUAAUGAAGGGAAAAUCAAACCAUGCCAUGGAGGAUUACGUAGUUUCAGAAUUCAAGCAAGUAAAUGACGCUAACUUGGGUUUGUUUGCCAUAUUUGAUGGCCAUUUGGGCCAUGAUGUAGCAAAUUAUUUGCAAACUCAUCUGUUCGAUAAUAUUUUGAAAGAGCGCGACUUUUGGACAGAAACAGAAAAUGCAAUAAAGAAAGCUUAUCGUACAACGGAUGCUGAAAUAUUGGAGAAGGCGUUUGAACUGGGAAAAGGAGGGUCAACUGCAGUGACAGCAAUACUAAUUAAUGGUGAAAAACUUGUUGUUGCAAAUGUGGGAGAUUCUCGAGCUGUUAUAUGCAAGAAUGGUGUGGCCAAACAACUAUCAGUUGACCAUGAACCAAGCAAGGAGAAGAAGCUAAUUGAGAACCGUGGUGGCUUUGUAUCAAAUCUUCCAGGGGAUGUUCCUCGUGUUGAUGGGCAACUGGCUGUGGCAAGGGCAUUUGGUGACAAGAGCUUGAAAAUACACCUUAGCUCAGAACCAGAUAUAAAAGUGGAGAUGAUUGGUGAUGAUACGGAGUUCAUUAUUCUGGCAAGUGAUGGAAUAUGGAAGGUAAUGUCAAACCAAGAAGCUGUGGACUUGAUCAAAAAGAUAAAAGACGCUCAAUCGGCAGCAAAGCUCUUGAUAGACGAGGCCAUUUCUAGGAAAAGCAAGGAUGACAUGUCCUGCAUAGUUGUAAAAUUGCGUUGAAAGUUUUCUUUUAUAAGCCAAGUACUUUUGGCCUCUCUCCAAUGAAGGAAAAAUGUUAAAUUGAUUUGCCGUAUUACCAUAUGUAAAUUUCUUUUGUAGCAACCAUGGAGAGUUGUGGUAAAUGUUAAUGGUUUCAGAACCGUGGCAUGUACAAUAGAGCACUAUAAAGUUGAUAGCUUUAACUUGAAACUAUACUUGCUAUGCAAAAUUUGAUGAUUUUAUGGAUACUGUCCUGAUAAGGUAGCCA
Messenger RNA from Mangifera indica (mango), 1304 nucleotides. Its product is annotated as probable protein phosphatase 2C 58. Gene Ontology annotation, cellular component: cytosol; nucleus. The record is from RefSeq and is a predicted model, not a curated record. NCBI's taxonomy places the organism in Eukaryota, Viridiplantae, Streptophyta, Magnoliopsida, Sapindales, Anacardiaceae. The coding region runs from base 209 to 1057 and encodes 282 amino acids. Gene Ontology annotation, molecular function: protein serine/threonine phosphatase activity. The transcript has 5 exons. Gene Ontology annotation, biological process: protein dephosphorylation.